Molecule: messenger RNA, 627 nt
Organism: Morone saxatilis (striped sea-bass)
Lineage: Eukaryota; Metazoa; Chordata; Actinopteri; Moronidae
Product: pancreatic secretory granule membrane major glycoprotein GP2-like
Source: RefSeq, a predicted model, not a curated record
CUCUGUGGUGACGCAGAUUGUAUCUGGAGUUUGGAAUUACACUGUGACGAUGAACGCCUACAACGACUCCGGCCACAUGAACCUCAUCAACGCAAACACUGAGGUCGGGCUGAACCAGAAGAUCUGGGUGGAGCUGAAGACGGAUGGCCUGGACAACAACAUAGUCGCCGUGGUCACCGACUCCUGCUGGGCAUCCAACGACUCGUCACCCAACGGGACCCUGCGAUAUGACCUCGUCAAAGACGGAUGCCCGAACGCCGCUGACAAGACGGUGAUGAUGGAGGGAAACGGAGUGGGAACGUCCAACGGCUUCUCUUUCAACAUGUUCGAGUUCUCUGGGAAAACCGGCGCCAUCUACCUGCACUGCCAACUGGAGCUGUGCCUCAAACAGAACGGCUGCGCUCGGAGCUGUGGAGGUGUCAGGAAGCGCAGAUCUCUCAGGUCCAAGUAUGCCAGUGGAAACCCAGCCCUCAUCUCUAUGACCUGGACUAAGUAGGUAAAGACAUCUCCCUUCUCAUUAAUUACAUGGCUGUGUAUAAAGCCGCUCACAGUUAAAGAUUGAUCUUAAGUGUGUCUUUAAUUUAGAAUUAAGUGCCUUUCAUAAACAUUUAAAUUAUUUAAGAGGGC